AUGUACGAGGACUGGCCGACACUCGAGUUUCCAGACCUCACCAAGACAACAAGUGAAUCGGUGUCCUCUGCGCUUCUCUCCGAGCUUACAAGAUCCAUCAGCGACGAGGAUGAUCAGUUGUCAAUCAGGCUUCAGACUGACGACCAGUUAAGAUGGUGUAUGCAGGUACUGAAUUAUUCGCUCACGCUCUCCUUCACCACUCAUCGUGAAUUCGAGACCGUCCGUGGAGCUGUACGCAUUUAUCUGCACUGGCUACGAGCUUUAACCGAUUUUCCUGAUGGCAAUAUCCCUACACCAUUGGUGGACACACCAGAAAAGUACUUUAGGAGUAUAAUUGAUGCUCUCCGCAAUCUGUUCUGUCGUCGGAUUGAUAUCAAAGGAGAGGUUCCACGAGGUUUAGCGAUUGAACGGCAAGCUCGUGAAGUAGAAACAGUCUUGGAUGCCGUGCGCGAGUUGACGCUAACGGCAAGUAGAAAAUACCAAAAUGAGGUAUGGGCUCGCAUACUUAGCUUUCUACUUAAUUCGGCGGAUCUCCUCCUAGCCGACCCGCUCUUUCCAGAAGAAAUGGGAAUGCGUGUUGGGUCAAGAGUCGUUGAUACACUUUUUGACCUUUGGUUCCAUGCGGUACUUAACGAAGAGAUCCCUUCACCCACAUACUGGCGAACACUGGCAGCUUUAUGUCGACGAUGGCGUCAUCAUGUCACCGUCAUAGAAUCUUGGGCACGGAAACUUCUGGCAAUGACUGUUUUGGUGUGUCGUAAGAUGUAUGGCGAGGAUUACUGUAAAAUUGCA
Ostertagia ostertagi is the source of this 792-nucleotide messenger RNA. NCBI's taxonomy places the organism in Eukaryota, Metazoa, Nematoda, Chromadorea, Rhabditida, Trichostrongylidae. The record is from the annotation of a GenBank genome assembly.